Molecule: messenger RNA, 2508 nt
Organism: Colletes gigas
Lineage: Eukaryota; Metazoa; Arthropoda; Insecta; Hymenoptera; Colletidae
Gene: Wdr24
Product: GATOR complex protein WDR24
Exons: 12
Coding region: 187-2496 (769 amino acids)
Biological process (GO): positive regulation of TOR signaling
Molecular function (GO): protein binding
Source: RefSeq, a predicted model, not a curated record
UACCUACUCGAAAACAAUAUCUUAUCCACAGUAUUAUUGAUAAUAUUUAAAUUUGAUCGUAUAUUUACGUAUCUACAAAUGAAUUAUUGCUAUUUAUAAUUUAACAAUUAUUUCCUGCUGUGCGAUUAUGAUUGGCAAACUCAUUAUUUUUAUAUUGUGACCUGUUAUGUUUGAAAAAGAUUUGAAAUGAUUUCCAAAACUGUGUGCAUCACACAAGAAGGUCCAGCAAAUGCACUAGCAUUGAAUAAAGACAACAGUCAAGUUGUUAUAGCAGGACGUAAUGUUUUUAAAAUAUUUGCCUUGCUAGAAGACAGAUUCGAGGAGGCAUGUAAUCUUCGUGUUGGGAAAAAUUUAAAUUUAAAUUUUUCUUGUAACGAUGUUGCUUGGAAUCUCAUAGAUGAUCAUAUAUUAGCAACCGCUGCUACCAAUGGAGCAGUAGUAGUAUGGAAUUUAAAUAGAUUAUCAAGGUCCAAGCAGGAACAUGUUUUCAUGGAUCAUAAAAGAACUGUUAAUAAAGUAAGUUUUCAUAUGACAGAACCUAUGUGGCUAAUAUCUGGUUCCCAAGAUGGCACUAUGAAAUGUUUCGAUUUAAGAACAAAAGAAGCUACUAGAACUUUUUAUAGUAACACGGAAUCGGUACGCGACGUUCAGUUUUGUCCUCACUCCCCGCAUACAUUUGCCGCUGUUUCCGAGAAUGGACACGUGCAGCAAUGGGACUUACGGAAACCGGAUAAAUAUUUUCAACAUUUUACCGCUCAUAGCGGUCCGAUAUUUGCUUGCGAUUGGCAUCCUGAAUCUACUUGGCUCGCAACCGCUUCUAGAGAUAAGACUAUCAAGGUUUGGGACUUGUUGGGUAAACCCAGUUGCGAUUACGUUAUACAUACAAUAGCAUCGGUAGGUCGUAUAAAGUGGAGACCACAGCGAAAAUAUCAUAUAUCCAGUUGUGCCCUUGUCGUAGACUGUAGCAUAAAUGUAUGGGAUAUUCGUAGGCCGUAUAUUCCUUUUGCAAGUUUUAACGAACAUAAAGAUGUCCCAACCGGUGUAGCAUGGAGAGGCAAUCCACAGUCGUUUUUAUCAACUAGCAGAGAUUGUACUUUAUACCAUCAUGUGUUUAAAGAUGCUACUAGACCAGCGAGUAAAGCAAAUCCGCAAGGUAUUGCGUUGAAUCCGAAAGGAGACAUCGCAUAUGCUUGUAAAGUCCAUGUUACCACUACAACGAAACCAUUGACUAACAUAAUGAGGAAGGCAGCUGCAACAAACGAUACAUUUUGCAUGGUAUCUAGCGUAAUGCAUAGAUUUGCGCUAAGCGUGCCGCGGGAACCAAAGUGGUUUAGAGCAUGCGCGGAAGGUUACUUGCUUUCCGGACGAUUAAACGACAUUUGCGAUCAUAAUGCCAUUGUCGCCAGAAACGCUGGUAGAAACGAUAUCAGUACAGUAUGGAGUAUCAUAAAAACUUUAUAUACUAACCCCAUGGGAUCUAUUUUAAAAACACCUCCGACUGCUUCCAAAGAAGAUAUAGUAAAUACGUUGAAUUUAGCACAGAUUACAAUAGGAUCUAAUAUAGAUCAGCCAAGCGCAGGCCAUGAAAACGAUGUGAAAUCCUUACAGGGAGAAGUAACAGGUGCAACCAGCGGAGGCGACGACGAGACCGAAACGGACGAAACACCAGAAAAUCAGCAUUCGAUAGGAUCGAUAUUGCCUAGUUACAAACGAGCAUUUAUCGAUUACAAAGGACCAUCUAAAGGAGAUUUUUUAUUCGGAGAGAGCGAGUUCGAGCCAAUGACGAUGGAAUAUACUUCGAGUUAUAUGCACAAUAUGAUAAAUAACGAUAACGACUGGACGUUGUCCAAAGAGGCUUUCCCUUUACGACACGAGAUAAAAGAUAGAUCUCCGCCGCCCGAACAAUUUCCAAAUCAUCUUCCGGAUAUUAACGAAGAUUGUGCCUCGUUGAUGAUCGAAGAUCAACCGAGCCAAUUGAUAGUAUCGAAUAUACCUAAACCACAAUUUUGGGAUCCUACGAUAUUGAUCGAAGAAGCUUUGAAACAUCACGCGGCGCUCAGAGAUAUACAGACUUCUGCGUCAAUUCUCAUCGCAUUAGGAGAGAAACGAAAGAACUUGAACAUUGAAACCGCUGUCCAAGAACAUUGGAUAUUAGAGUAUUUAGAUAUGCUCGCAAAGUUUAAACUUUGGAACGUGGCUACUCAGAUAAUCCAGUCGGUUUGGAUACCGUCGGUGUCGCAAUUAAAUCAACAAUCAACGGUAAUACACGCGUGUUGUUUAGCGUGUACGAAACCAUUGCAAAGGGCAGCAUGGUUGUGCGAUCGAUGUCAUUCGUCUCAUCACGCGCUUUGUUCCGUUUGUCAUCAAGUUGUUCGAGGAAUGUACGCAUGGUGUCAGGGAUGCACGCACGGAGGUCACGUUGUUCACAUGAACGAAUGGUUCAGAUGUAAUCGGCAAUGUCCAACCGGUUGUGGUCACAUGUGCGAAUAUAUUUAAAGAGUUUACGAC